AGUCGCUGGCAGAGUUUCAGGAGGAAAAGACGCGGUGUGUUGAAGAAGCUCUUGUGCCCAGAAAUCUUGGCGUGGCUGGAAUUGUGCCUGGCCUUCGCUUCCUGUGGACGAGUUUGACCUUAGAAGCGCUAACACGGCACACUAUCCUCCUUCGGAGAAGCCAUUUUCUCGCCGAUAUCAUUAGCAUGUAAAUGUGCAGAAAUUGUGGAAAUGAACUCUUCUUGGUCACAGUGACGGUGAGACGACAGCCCAAAUAUACUCUUAGUGCCUAUUUGACGUGGUGACGCGAACGAUCUAGAGAGAAAAUAAACUGUACAAAGAGUGUUUGUGGGAUGAAAAUGCAGAAAAUGCUGGUGUCACUUUGUUUCCUCUUGUCAACGCUGCUGCACUUGGGACUCACGUCGUCCACGCUGAAAGGCGCAGAGCCAACGAUAUCUGAAUGCGCAGCUAAAGGUGGAGAAUGCAAUGAAAGCAGAGGAAGGCCCGUUUGCGGAACAGACAAUCAAACCUACCCGACGCGAUGUCACCUCCUGAGAGCGCAAUGCAGUGGUCAUCAAGUCAGUCUCAAGCAUCGAGGGAAGUGUAAAAACGAAUGUGCCGCAUCGAGGAACUAUGCUCUCGCUCACAGGUCUGCGAUGAAAUUCGUGCCUAGAUGUCGUGCUGACGGAACGUACGCCGCUGUGCAGUGCCUAGAGGAUGACUGCUGGUGUGUCACACCACAAGGAAAGCCAGUCAGGAAUACCACCGUGAAGGGAGUGAAGCCCGUGUGUAUACGGCCAGGAAAAGUGAACACGAGGAGAUCACCAGAUGUGCAUUUGCGCAUGAAAAAGCCCUGCACAAAGAUAGACAAGGCUCAGUUCAAUGCUAACCUAAUUAAGAUGUUCCACAAUGAAUUUCAGCGGUACAAGAAGAAUCAGCAAGGAAGUGAAGAUCUUCCUGGAGUAUCCGACAAUAUGGUGUUAGAGUGGAAAUUUAUCGGUCUGGACCGCAAUCGUAACAACAUUCUGGACAAAGGUGAGUUUCGCGAACUCAAGAAGCUUGUGAAGAAGAUUGUGAAGCCCAAACGGUGCGCCCGCGCUUUCGGCAAGUUCUGCGAUGAGGAUCACAACGAGAAACUCUCCAAGAGUGAGUGGAGCAGCUGUUUCACAAAGGAUACAUCGAACUCUGCCAGUGGCCAUGCUGGCAUAGCUCAGGAAGACUUGCUGGAAGAUGAGGACGAUGAGUACUACGAGGAUGAGUACGCGAGCUCAACGAAUGACCUUGUUGAUACCACCGAAAGCCGCCCAUUCCCUACGAACAAGAAGCCCAGCUUCUUGCUGCAAGGGAAAACAACUCUGCAGUUAUCUGGGGAUGGAGAUACUCUAGGGAGGGAUGCAAAUGACGGUGAAUCCGACUGCCUGGCAGACAGAGCUGCAGCCCUGGAUGAACAGAAGUCCGGAACAACAGCGCUCUACGUGCCUGAAUGCACUCCUGACGGAAGAUAUCAGCGAGUGCAGUGCUAUAGAUCUACAGGAUAUUGCUGGUGCGUACAUGAAGACACUGGAAAGAACAUUCCAGGCACCUCGACUAAGGAUAAGAAGCCACAGUGCGACGCUAUCUAUUCGCCCACGAGGCCAAUGAAAGGAUGCCCGGAAGGGAAGAAGCUGGACUUUCUGAAGGAACUCAAGGCAUACCUCAAAGAUGAGCUCAUUGGUAAUGCCAAUAGCGCCACAAAUACUACAAAAUGGAACAAUGAGGAUGAGAAAUUGGCCACUCUGAGCUUCGUGAUCCUGGAUAAGAACAAGAACAAAAUGUGGGAACGGAGAGAGUGGAAGACAUUCAGGGAAUUGGUUAUGCCUAUUAAAUCACUCAGGAAAUGUGGCAAGAAACUUCCACGAUAUUGCGAUGUGAACAAUGACCGAGAAAUAACACUGUCAGAGUGGCUGAAUUGCUUGCAAACAACUCGAACGUCAACAAACUUGGGGAAAAGUAUUACAAAUGAAUCAAAACCACUUCAGUCAAAGUUUCGAGGGCCAAAUCCAUUAGAAUCAUAUCUGAAGAGUGACUAAACCGCAGCUCAUCCGCACUAUUUAUAAAUUCUCAGUGCCAUUUUUUAUACAUAAAACAUGAUAGUACCAGUGAUUGUAAUUUGUAUGUCCUUUCACCUGCAAACUCCGCCACAAAUCUCAUACUAAGCAAAAAAAAGUUGUCAGGUAAAAAGUAAUUAUUGUGUGCCAAUAAUUAAUUAUAAUUUUUUGUUUAUUUAUAAGUUCUCAAAUACAUUUCACUAGUUUUUGUCAUAAAAUUGCAAAAAUUAGACUCAUUAUGUUCUGUUUAUUAAUAUAUUUCACAAUUUUUCCUCUUACAAUCUUUUUAUUACAAAAAGAUAUGUUCACACUUCAAGAAGAAGAAAAAGUGUGUGUGAUAAAAGUGAUAAAGUAUUAUCAAUUUUUUAGUAAUGUAUUUUAAUGCUGAAAUUAAAAAGCGAAAAUAUGCUCCUUUAUAAUCAAACACUCAAUGUAAUUAAAAUGGAUGGACUUUAUAAUUUUAAACUUCUUCCCUCAUCUCAACGAAUACCUUUUAAAUAUACAUUAGCAAAGAGCAA
Molecule: messenger RNA, 2584 nt
Organism: Phlebotomus argentipes
Lineage: Eukaryota; Metazoa; Arthropoda; Insecta; Diptera; Psychodidae
Gene: magu
Product: SPARC-related modular calcium-binding protein 1
Exons: 10
Coding region: 333-2048 (571 amino acids)
Biological process (GO): extracellular matrix organization
Cellular component (GO): basement membrane
Molecular function (GO): protein binding; calcium ion binding; extracellular matrix binding
Source: RefSeq, a predicted model, not a curated record